This is a messenger RNA of Arvicanthis niloticus (Nile rat), 650 nucleotides long. RefSeq names its product C-C motif chemokine 4. Gene Ontology annotation, molecular function: CCR chemokine receptor binding; chemokine activity. Gene Ontology annotation, cellular component: extracellular region. Lineage: Eukaryota; Metazoa; Chordata; Mammalia; Rodentia; Muridae. The record is from RefSeq and is a predicted model, not a curated record. Gene Ontology annotation, biological process: inflammatory response; positive regulation of GTPase activity; chemokine-mediated signaling pathway.
AGCACAGCACUCAGCUAGCUUCUGAAGCUUCUGGGCCCUGCAGUCCCAGCUCUGUGCAAUCCUCUCCCCCAGCAACACCAUGAAGUUCUGCGUGUCUGCCCUCUCUCUCCUCCUGCUCGUGGCUGCCUUCUGUGCUCCAGUGCUCUCAGCACCAAUGGGCUCUGACCCUCCAACUUCCUGCUGUUUCUCUUAUACCUCCCGGAAGCUUCAUCGAGCCUUUGUGACAGAUUACUACGAGACUAGCAGCCUUUGCUCCAAGCCAGCUGUGGUAUUCCUGACCAUAAAAGGCAGGCAAGUCUGCGCUGACCCCAGCGAACCCUGGGUCAAUGAGUACGUGAAUGACCUGGAGUUGAACUGAGCAGCUUCAGACGGACAGGAGGAGCCACUUCAGGAAAGGCCCCUCCGUCCUGACACCUCUCACUGAGAUCUACCUUGCUCCUGACGUUCAGACUUCCUGUCCCUCUUCUUAAUUUAAAUCUUUGUGUAGAUUUUGUUGUUUUGUGUGGUAUUAUUUCUAUUAUUUAUGUUUCAUUAAAGGACAUAUGUCUCCCAUGGAGAUGGUCCACCAUUGCUGUUUCUCUGCUAUUGUGGAUAUAUGACUGUGCAAUUGAUUUCAUGCAUUUUCAUAAUAAAUCUUUCUUUAAGAUAUA